AUGUUCGCCUUAUCAAGUUCUGAAAAACCCACUGGUUUGUUUGACGGAAUAUCCAACGAUUCUUGUGUAAACUUGUUCCAAGUUCCACUUACUACAAAUAGUAAUAUUCCAGCCCCAGGACUUUUCGGCAACUUAAAAACUGCGGAAUUCAGGACCAACAUUAAAGAAUCAGGGCCUAGUUCCUCAUCAGCCCACACAAUAGGGAAAAAUAGUAAUGCCUCAAAAACAGUUUUUCAUUCUCCUCGAAGUGCUGAUGGUUUUGAAAAAGAUCGAAAUGAUCGUUGUGUAACUGACAACAGUAUGAAUGGCAAUGCGCACAAUAGCUACUUCGAUCUUCCUGGAUCUUCUAACAAUGAAAAAAGGUGCUUAGAUCCAAAUAAUAUCCGGAAUGCUGCUAACUUGUAUUGGCCUGCAGUUAAAUUAUCCCGUUUGCCGAUCGAAUACAACACAAAGAGUUUUCUGCUGAAGCACUUCCAAUGUUUUGGUCCUGUUGAACGAAUUAUAUGUCAACCUUCUAUGGAUGCUGCUUAUAUAGCUUUUAAUUCUUUGUCUUCUGCAAAUCAAGCUAAACGAUCAGGACGUGCAUGUAUUGUAUCUGCUAACAUUGAUUUGCCUAGCUCAGUCCUUUUUACUAUGGCACGAUGUCGUCAAACUAAUUCUGGAUCAAAAUCAAUAUCACCUAAAUCAGGUCCUAUCAAGGGUAGAAACACUGUAUCAUCCAUAUCCCCAUCACGUAUAUCUCUGAAAAAAAUGAUUACAUCACACUCCAAUACAAAGCUGGUCAUGAAUAAAAAGCAAUUUUCCAGAGUACCUGUUUCAAGAGAUAAUCAGUCAUCUACGUCGUCCCAGAUAGUAUGCAAUACACAACCGAUAGUAUCCUCUAUUACACGGCCUAAUGCAUCCGCCUAUAAUAUUAAUGGUCUAUUCAAUCAGAAAUCUCCAAGUGCUACUACACUAGAUGAACGACUGUCUGUAUUACAAGAAUAUUAUAAACGUGAUUGUGAACUGAGGUCUAUGUCAAAAUCUACUGAUCCAAAAAUUCAGUGUUCGGAUAUAUGCAACAGCAAUACUGGUGAACCGAUUCGUCAUGCACCCAUUAAAGGCACAUGUGAAGAUAUGUGUCCUGAAUUGGAACGUUAUUGUCGAGCAGCUCAUCAACGUGUAUCUAUAUUUGAGUGUUUGCCUACUACAAUGAGUGUUAAUUCAUCUUCUUGGGAGAUGGAUCAUACUCGGGCUGUGAAAGAUUAUCAACGUUCUUCAGCCGAUCAACCUGUACCACUACCCCGAGAACUACGACCGACAUCUGUUUUGCAACGUACAAUGGCUUAUUUAUUAGCUAGUAUAGCUGAUCGCCCAGAAAUUGACACCAGUCGUAGCCUAUGGAAACCUUGGUAUGAAUUUAUGUGGACACGUACACGUGCUAUUCGCAAAGAUAUACGGCAGCAAAACCUAUGUUGUCCCAUUGUUAUUGGUGUUAUUGAACGGAUAGCAAGAUUUCAUAUUUUCUGUGCUGCACGAUUAGUUGAUCAACCAGUGGAUACUUUUGAUCCCCGUAUUAAUUCAGAAAAUUUGACUCAGUGUCUGCAAACAUUAAAGGAGAUGUACAGUGAUUUAGAUUCAUCAAUUACUUCUGAGAAUACUUGUCCUAAUGAAGCAGAAUUCCGAGGUUAUAUGCUUUUAAUGAAACUGAACGAUCAAAACGAGAUCAAUGAAGCUCAACGUUUACCUGAACGACUACGUCAAUCUAAACCUGUACGAUUUGCAUUUGCUACACAUGAAGCUCUCAUAACAAACAAUUAUAUCAGAUUUUUUCGUUUAGCUCGUCAAGCUACAUGUUUAGUUGCUUGUCUUAUGCAUAGAUAUUUUGUUCAAAUACGUAGUCAAGCUUUAAUGAAACUAUCUUGUGCAUUUGCUGGACAUCCAAAACGAGAAGUUCAUUAUCCUAUUUCUACUCUCACACAACAACUCGGUUUUGAAAAUGAAACAGAAUCUAAACAUUUCUGUGAAACAUGGGGUUUAUCAGUGUUUGAUUCAAAUGUGAUAUUUGAAAAACAAAUUCAACCUCAACCACCUACGUUACCAUGGAAAGAACAGAGGUCAUUUCACCUAGUUGAGAAUAAGCGUAUUGGUAUCCCAUUGUCUGUUUUAUUCAAUGGUUCUCCUAUUAACCCUUCAGAUGCAAUACCAUCUCCUGUUCAGUCUUCGUUUGAUAUAAACGGUAAAUAUAUUUGUUCACAAAAGAAACCUACUCAAAAUGAUAGUGAUACACUUGACUAUAGUAAGCGUAUUGCUGACAAUAAUGUUUGUAAUAAUAAUUGGAUCACUCCAUAUAUGGAUCAACAACCUAUAACAAAUUCCACAUCAUCGUCAACAACCAAUUCAUGGUUAACUGAAAGCAAUACAUAUAGCAAAAAACAAAUAAUUGAUGAAUUGUUAGAAUUUGUAUAUAAUGAAUGUGUUGAUGAAGUUCUAUGCUAUUCAAAAUUUGCUCAAACUAUUCUACUUGAAGAGAUAAUAAUUAGUGAACUGAUGGAAAAGUUAAUUACAGAUUUUAUUGAAGAUCAUCUAGUUGAUCUUUUUAAUAAUAAAUUAGAUCUUGUUCGUCAAAUAUAUAAACAAAUCAUAGAAAAUGUAACAAAUGAAACAAUCAACUUAUAUUUACAUAGUUUAGUUCAUCGUGAAUUGAAUUUAGAAUAUCUUUAUAAUGAAUAUGUUGAUCAAUUAAUCAAUGAACAAUUACAUCAAUUGGCAAUGUCUUCUUUAACUUUAUCAAUUGCUACAUCACUAUAUAAUUAUUCAUUAUUAAAAUGUUGUUUUAAUCGUUUUCAUUAUUUAAUAUGGAAACGUAAUGAAUUAAUGGAACGAGAAAUUUUAUUAAAUACAAUGCCAACAUCAGUUAGUAGUGAUUGUUUACCGUUAUGUUUAAUGAUUAAUAAUAAUCAAAUGAAUACUAAUGAAAAUGUAUCUACUUUAAAAUUAUUGAAACAUUCAAGUUAUUCACGGAUUUCAUUGGAAAUGUUAAAAUUAGAUAAUGAACUUACUUGGUCUCCAUUAAAACUAUCUCCAAUAUUCUAUAAAUAUCCAUUAGGAUUAUAUAAAUCUAUCUUAAUAUCUACUAAUAAUUAUUCAAGUAUUAAACAACAACAUUUUACAAACAUUUUCUAUUGGAUUUAUGAAAAAUUAAAACAUUUACCUAUAGUUCUAUUCAAUGAAUGGUCAAAUUCAUCAAUAAUAUUUAAUAAAUUAUCAGGUAUUAUCCUAAUUGGUCACUUUGAUCAUUCAAUAACUAGAGAACAAUUAAUCUCGAUGUAUUCAAUGGAUCUAAUUAAUAAUUAUGAUAAAAAUAUAAUUAAUCAUUUAUUUAUUUUAAUUGUAACUGAUUCAUUACAAGAAAUUCCAUAUUCAUCAUUUGAAAAUAUACAGAAUAAUGAUGGAAUCUAUUUUGUACAUUUAUCUAAUCCUAUUUCAUUUAAACAAAAAUUUCAACCUAAUCCAUUUUGGUCAAUUAAUUUACAGCAUGGUCUUAAUUGGAUAGAAGAAUGUUUUAUGAAAAAAAUAAAUCAUUUAAAUUACAAUGAUUAUCAUACAUUUCAAAAUGGACAUAAUGCUAAUUCAAAAUAUUCCUUGUUAUCAUCAUUAUCAUCAUCUCUAUCGAAUAGUGAAAUUACCAUCUUGUACACAAAGCUGUAUAGUUUAAUAAAUGAAUACAUUGAUAUAGCAUUAUUACGUCCAUUGGGUAAUUUGUCUAGAAGUUGGAAGUUGCACGGGCUUGUUGAUCCAUCAUUAAAAUCUUUAAUUAAUGAAUAUCAUUCUACAAUAUCAUAUUUAUUGAAUCAAUUGAAUCCUAUUCAUAAAACUCUUACGAAUCUAUUACAUAAUAUACUUAUUCUACCAGAGAAUAUUCUUCAUUUAUUAUUAAUUGAUUUACAUGAUGAUGAUAAUAAUAAUAAUAAAAUAAAUAAAGAUAUUAAUAAUGAUACUACUAUAACAACUAAAUGGAAUACUUAUAUUGAAAAUUGGUUUAUUAUAUCAAAACAAUUAAAAUUAAAUUCAUCCAUAAAAAAUUGGAUAUUUACAUUAUUUAAUAAAAUUGAAAAAGAUUAUUUAAUACAAUUAAAAAAUAAAUUAUUCAUUUCUAUUAUUUAUCCAUCAUCAAUAAAUAAAUUAUAUUUACCUCCAAUUUAUUUAGCGCCUAAUUUAAAUGUAUUUUUUGUUUUAAUUUAUAAUUGUUUAAAUAAUUUAUCAAAAUUAUUAUUAACUAUGAAUAAUGAAUUACAUAAUAAUAAUGAAGAAUUAAUUCAAUUAACUGAAAUGUUAUGUAUUAUAUCAAAGGUAAUUAAUCAAAUGAAAUCAAACAAUAUUGUAAAUCAGUUAAUUGAACAUUUUAAAAAAUUAGAUGAACCAUGUAUGACACGUUCAAAUGCCAUUAAUUUAUCAUUAGAAAAUUUACGUAGAAAUCAAAUAGAAACUUGUUUACAAUCUGUACGUAAGCAAAAUUCAUUUACAUCUAUUGAGCACAAAGAAUCAUUAUCAAUGAAAAUGUAUCAAUUAUCUUCGAAAAUUCGUAAAAUUGAAAAUUCUAUGAAUGAUGCUAUUAAAGAAACUAUGGAAUAUCAAUUAAAACAAGUCCCUUAA
Molecule: messenger RNA, 4635 nt
Organism: Schistosoma spindalis
Lineage: Eukaryota; Metazoa; Platyhelminthes; Trematoda; Strigeidida; Schistosomatidae
Source: the annotation of a GenBank genome assembly